Xyrauchen texanus (razorback sucker) is the source of this 726-nucleotide messenger RNA. RefSeq lists its product as uncharacterized. The coding region runs from base 82 to 726 and encodes 214 amino acids. The transcript is spliced from 3 exons. Lineage: Eukaryota; Metazoa; Chordata; Actinopteri; Cypriniformes; Catostomidae. The record is from RefSeq and is a predicted model, not a curated record.
AGUGAGGGGAGGAGUGAAAAAAGUGCAGGCAAGCCGGACACUUCCUGAAUCUCGCUGUGUUGUGGACUGCAAACGUCAGCAAUGGAAGAGAUCGCGUUCGCGUUUUUUAUCGCAGACGAAGUGGAUGCAAUUGAAAUACCACUGUUUUUACACGAAGAUGGUUAUGAUGAGGAGAAUCACCGAAGGAAUGUCCCUACAAUUCCUCACUUUGUUGAGAAUGUGGUCCAUUUGUACAGUCCUUCUGAGUUUCAAAGUCAUUUCAGACUUUCUAGAGGGCAUGUGGAGGAUGUUAUAAAUACACUUGGUCCUUUCUACAUGAAUACACAGCAGACUAAGGUGCCGCUGACAAACAGUAUACUUGCCUCUCUAUGGACUCUUUCCAACCAAGAGUCCUAUAGAGGAGUGGCAGACAGAUUUAACAUAACCAAAUCUACAGUUUCAACACACCUGCAUGAUUUCUGUUCUCUUGUAAUAACGCAUUUGUCACAUUACAUCUCCUGGCCCAGAGGACAAGCCCUGCAUAUAUCCCAGUUAGAAUUCGAAACAGCUGGGUUUCCUAAAACUGUCUGUGCAGUCGAUGGAUGCCACAUUCCAAUGGUAAAACCACACUGUGAGAAUCCUGUGGCCUAUAUCAAUAGGAAACAGUUAUAUUCUGUUAUACUUACAGGAUUCUGUGACAGUCAGCGGCGGUUCUGUCAUGUCAGUGUGGGUCACCCUGGUAGCUGA